Hibiscus syriacus is the source of this 1275-nucleotide messenger RNA. RefSeq lists its product as uncharacterized. The transcript has 4 exons. NCBI's taxonomy places the organism in Eukaryota, Viridiplantae, Streptophyta, Magnoliopsida, Malvales, Malvaceae. Bases 16 to 1053 code for a protein of 345 amino acids. The record is from RefSeq and is a predicted model, not a curated record.
AAGAAGAGCACCACCAUGCCUCGCUCGAGAAGGCACAGGGGAAAAGACAGGCGCAGGUCUAAAACCAAUGAAGGAGAGCCAAGCGCUAAGUAUUGUCUCAAAAAACCGGUGUUUCCAGCUGAUGCGUAUUCUAAGUUUUCAAGCUUGGCUGCUUCUGCUGAACCGAUGAUAGUUUUUAACGAAAGUACUCCUAAAGAGUGGUUGAGAAAUGUCGUAUUUCCAGAUAAUUGGGAUUCUAUGAUUGGAAUGUUGGAAAAGGAAAAAGAGAAGAAGGGAAAGGACAAGGAGGAAGAUGUGGAUGGCCGCAAGCGUAAAUUGGAUGAAUGUAGUGAUAGAAUUGUUCCAGUUGUUGCUAAGAAAACUGAAGUUGAAGAACCAGAAGUUGAAGAUGAUGUUGAGAAGAAGAAGAAUAAAGAGGACUCUGAUGCUGAAACUGAAAAGAAGACCGAGGAAGAGAAGGGAAUUGUGGAUGAAGUUAUGGUUGAAGCUGGUUCUCUUGAUACAGACAAGUGCAAAGAGAGUGAGGAGGCUGUUGCUCUUGCUAACGAUGCAGGGGAUGAUAGAAGUGAAAAGAACAAAGAGAGCGAGGAGGGUGUUGUUGUUGCUAAUUGUGCUAAUGAUGUAAGGGGUGAUGAAAGUGAAAAGAACAAAACGAGCAAGGAAGCUAUUGCUGUUGCUAAUAGUGCUAAUGAUGCAGUAGCUGGUGGAAGUGAAAUGAAGAAAACAAAGAAAAAGAGGAAAAGCAAAGAGAGUGAAGAGGCAAUUGCUGUUGAUAAUAGUGCUAAUGAUGCAAGAGUUGAUGGAAGUGGAAAGAACCAAGAGAGCGAGGAGGCGGUUGCUGUUGUUCUUAGUGCAAAUGAUGCAAGGGGUGAUGGAAGUGAAAGAACAAAGACAGCAACGACGUGGUUGCUGUUGUUAAUAGUGCAAAUGAUGCAGGGUGUGGUUAAAGUGACAAGAAGAAAAAGAAGAGGAAGAAGGGUGGCGAUGAGAGUGAGGAAGCUAUUGCUGUUGUUAAUGGUGCAAACGAUGCUGGGGCAGAUGAAAGUGAUAUGAAGAAAAAGAAGAAGAGAAAAAGAAAAGAUGCAGUAGAGGAGUAGAGGAGCAGGUUUCAGAACUUUCCAUACAAUUACUUGAUCUAUUUUCCCCCGUGUAUUUUUGGCCUCUAUUGGAACGUUUUAGUAGCUUUUGGAACAAGUAGUUUGAAUGAUUUACUUUUUGCGUAAUUGAAUGCUUCCAAUACCAUUAUCAACAAUAUUUUUCUUCCCUUCUUCUUUA